Messenger RNA from Meriones unguiculatus (Mongolian gerbil), 3163 nucleotides. It is a transcript of the gene Ctnnb1, whose product is annotated as catenin beta 1. Lineage: Eukaryota; Metazoa; Chordata; Mammalia; Rodentia; Muridae. The record is from RefSeq and is a predicted model, not a curated record. The transcript is spliced from 16 exons. The coding region runs from base 211 to 2556 and encodes 781 amino acids. Gene Ontology annotation, biological process: cell adhesion; positive regulation of transcription by RNA polymerase II. Gene Ontology annotation, molecular function: protein phosphatase binding; transcription coactivator activity; cadherin binding. Gene Ontology annotation, cellular component: adherens junction; catenin complex.
CCAUCUUAAGCCCUCGCUCGGUGGCGGCCGCGGCAGCUCGUGUCGUGCGCAGCCCGCGGGCCCGGGGAGGCGGAGACGGAGCGCGGUGGGCGCCGAGCCGUCAGCGCGGGGAGGCCGAGGGCGAGCGGACGGCCGCGGGGGAGCAGCGCGCGCGGCCCGGAGGACAUCUGAAGCUUAUCGCACAACUGCUGUGACACUCCUGUGUGGACAAUGGCCACUCAAGCUGACCUGAUGGAGCUGGACAUGGCCAUGGAGCCGGACAGAAAGGCUGCUGUAAGCCACUGGCAGCAGCAGUCAUACCUGGACUCUGGAAUCCACUCUGGUGCCACCACCACAGCUCCUUCCCUGAGUGGCAAGGGCAACCCUGAGGAAGAAGACGUGGACACCUCCCAAGUCCUCUAUGAGUGGGAGCAAGGCUUUUCCCAGUCCUUCACGCAAGAGCAAGUAGCUGACAUUGACGGACAGUAUGCCAUGACGAGGGCUCAGAGGGUACGAGCCGCCAUGUUCCCUGAGACACUGGAUGAGGGCAUGCAGAUCCCAUCCACACAGUUUGAUGCUGCCCACCCCACUAAUGUCCAGCGGUUGGCCGAGCCGUCACAAAUGCUGAAACACGCAGUAGUCAAUUUGAUUAACUAUCAGGAUGAUGCCGAACUUGCCACACGUGCAAUUCCAGAGCUGACAAAACUGCUAAAUGAUGAAGACCAGGUGGUGGUGAAUAAAGCCGCCGUUAUGGUUCAUCAGCUUUCCAAGAAAGAAGCUUCCAGACACGCCAUCAUGCGCUCUCCUCAGAUGGUGUCUGCUAUCGUGCGCACCAUGCAGAACACAAACGAUGUAGAGACAGCUCGUUGCACUGCUGGGACUUUACACAACCUUUCCCACCAUCGCGAGGGCUUGUUGGCCAUCUUUAAAUCUGGAGGGAUUCCGGCUCUGGUGAAAAUGCUUGGGUCACCAGUGGAUUCCGUGCUGUUCUAUGCCAUCACGACACUGCAUAACCUCCUGUUACAUCAGGAAGGAGCUAAAAUGGCUGUGCGCUUAGCCGGGGGCCUGCAGAAAAUGGUCGCUCUGCUCAACAAAACAAACGUGAAGUUCUUGGCCAUUACAACAGACUGCCUUCAGAUCUUAGCUUACGGCAAUCAAGAGAGCAAGCUGAUCAUCCUGGCCAGUGGUGGGCCCCAAGCCCUAGUGAACAUAAUGAGGACGUACACUUACGAGAAGCUUCUGUGGACCACCAGCAGGGUGCUGAAGGUGCUGUCCGUGUGCUCCAGCAACAAGCCUGCCAUUGUGGAAGCUGGUGGGAUGCAGGCGCUCGGGCUCCACCUAACAGACCCGAGCCAGCGGCUGGUCCAGAACUGCCUCUGGACUCUCAGAAACCUCUCAGAUGCAGCGACUAAGCAGGAAGGAAUGGAAGGCCUCCUUGGGACUCUGGUGCAGCUUCUGGGCUCAGAUGACAUAAACGUGGUCACCUGUGCGGCCGGGAUUCUCUCUAACCUCACUUGCAACAAUUACAAGAACAAGAUGAUGGUGUGCCAAGUGGGCGGCAUAGAGGCUCUUGUGCGCACUGUCCUCCGUGCUGGUGACAGGGAGGACAUCACUGAGCCUGCCAUCUGUGCUCUGCGCCAUCUGACCAGCCGGCAUCAGGAAGCUGAGAUGGCCCAGAAUGCCGUUCGCCUUCACUAUGGACUCCCUGUUGUGGUUAAACUCCUGCACCCACCAUCGCACUGGCCCCUGAUAAAGGCAACUGUUGGGUUGAUUCGGAACCUUGCCCUUUGCCCAGCAAAUCACGCGCCUCUACGGGAGCAGGGUGCCAUUCCACGGCUAGUCCAGCUGCUUGUGCGAGCGCAUCAGGACACCCAGCGGCGAACUUCCAUGGGCGGAACACAGCAGCAGUUCGUGGAGGGAGUCCGAAUGGAGGAGAUAGUUGAAGGGUGCACUGGAGCGCUCCACAUCCUUGCCCGAGACGUUCACAAUCGGAUUGUAAUCCGCGGACUCAAUACCAUUCCAUUGUUUGUGCAGUUGCUGUAUUCUCCCAUUGAAAAUAUCCAAAGAGUGGCUGCAGGGGUCCUCUGCGAACUUGCUCAGGACAAGGAGGCUGCAGAGGCCAUUGAAGCCGAGGGAGCCACAGCCCCCCUGACAGAACUGCUGCACUCCAGGAACGAAGGCGUGGCCACAUACGCAGCUGCUGUUUUAUUCCGAAUGUCUGAGGACAAGCCACAGGACUACAAGAAGCGGCUUUCGGUUGAGCUGACCAGUUCCCUCUUCAGGACAGAGCCAAUGGCGUGGAAUGAGACUGCUGAUCUCGGACUGGACAUUGGUGCCCAGGGAGAAGCCCUUGGAUACCGCCAGGAUGAUCCCAGCUACCGUUCCUUUCACUCUGCUGGAUAUGGCCAGGAUGCCUUGGGGAUGGACCCGAUGAUGGAGCACGAGAUGGGUGGCCACCACCCAGGUGCUGACUAUCCAGUCGAUGGGCUGCCUGACCUGGGCCAUGCCCAGGACCUCAUGGACGGGCUGCCCCCAGGUGACAGCAAUCAGCUGGCCUGGUUUGAUACUGACCUGUAGAGCGUCCCUUAGGAGUAACAAUACAAAUGGAUUUGGGGAGUGACUCACGCAGUGAAGAGUGCACAGGAGUGGAUCACAGGAUGGCGUUGUCAGACCCUAGCCUUGCUUGUUCUUUUUCGUUUUUCUGUUUUGUUUUUUUAAAUAUCUGUAAUGGUACUGACUUUGCUUGCUUUGAAGUAGCGUUUAUUUUUUGCAGUAACUGUUAGUUUUUAAGUCUCGCAGUGUUAUGUUCUAGUGAACCCGCUACGGCAAUUUCUGAUUUCUAAGAACCGAGUAAUGGUGUAGAACACUAAUUCAUAAUCACGCUAAUUGUAGCCUGGAAACGUGUAACGUUGUGUAGCCUUUUGUAUAAAUAGAUAGAAAUGGUCCGAUUAGUUUCCUUUUUAAUAUGCUUAAAAUAAGCAGGUGGAUCUAUUUCAUGUUUUUGAACAAAAACUUUAUCCGGGGAUACGUGCGGUAGGGUAAAUCAGUAAGAGGUGUUAUUUGAGCCUUGUUUUGGACAGUUUACCAGUUGCCUUUUAUCCCAAAGUUGUUGUAACCUGCUGUGAUACAAUGCUUCAAGAGAUGCGGUUAUAAAAUGGUUCAGAAUUAAACUUUUAAUUCAUUC